Mirounga angustirostris (Northern elephant seal) is the source of this 6941-nucleotide messenger RNA. It is a transcript of the gene GUCY1A1, whose product is annotated as guanylate cyclase 1 soluble subunit alpha 1. Lineage: Eukaryota; Metazoa; Chordata; Mammalia; Carnivora; Phocidae. The transcript has 9 exons. The record is from RefSeq and is a predicted model, not a curated record. Gene Ontology annotation, molecular function: guanylate cyclase activity; heme binding. Gene Ontology annotation, biological process: response to oxygen levels; cGMP biosynthetic process. The coding region runs from base 603 to 2675 and encodes 690 amino acids. Gene Ontology annotation, cellular component: guanylate cyclase complex, soluble.
GGGAAGACUUCCGCGCGCUCCCAGCUGCUCAGCCCCUGGGGGCCGGGGCCCGGUUCCCACGGCGGGGAGGAGCGAGGGAGCCAAGGGGACGGCGCCCGGGGGGCCCGGCUCAGGGCCCGGGGGAGCUGCGGGGCCCGAGGGAAGACGACUGACGGGGGUGGGCGCCGGGCCGCGCAGCGCCCGCGGCGGCGCUCGGAGAGCCGGGGCGUGAGAACGCGCGGGGCGCGCGGGGGCCGCUGCUCUCCCACGGCCGGGGCGCCGGGGCCUCGGGCGCACGCGAGGGCCAGCUGCGGCAGCAAAGGGCCGCCGGGACCUGAGAGCCGGCCGGGGCUCGAGGCCGCGCCCCGGCUCCACCGCAACUUCACCCCGCCGGCUGCUGCGUGGGCGAACCCUUCGCCCUUGUAGAGAGCAAACAGCUGCGAUCGCUCGAUUGCUUAGAGAAAGCAUGCAGCAAACUUCCAGCAGGGCUGCUCGGGGCUGGACCCAAGAACACCCCAGUCACCAGUAUCCUUGAUCUGCUAGUGGCUUCGACUGUCAGUCCCACAUAAGAAGAACGGCUCACCCAGAGGUGCUCUACAGCAGGGUGAGAGGCUACGAACACCAUGUUCUGCACAAAGCUGAAGGAUCUCAAGAUCACAGGGGAAUGCCCUUUGUCCUUACUGGCACCUGGGCAGGUUCCCAAGGAGCCAGGGGAAGAGAUAGCAGGAAGCUCAGAGAGUGGCAAAGCAACUCUGCCCGUCUGUCAGGAUGUCCCUGAAAAGAAUGUACAAAGAAGUCUUCCUCAAAGAAAGACCAGUAGGAGCCGAGUUUAUCUUCAUACGUUGGCGGAGAGUAUUUGUAAACUGAUUUUUCCCGAGUUGGAGCGGCUGAACCUUGCACUUCAGAGGACACUCGCGAAACACAAACUAAAAGAAAGCAGGAUAUCUUUGGAAAGAGAAGACUUGGAAAAAAUAAUUACAGACCAUGCAAUUGCAGCAGGAGUUCCAGUGGAAAUCGUCAAAGAAUCUCUCGGGGAAGAGCUUUUCAAAAUAUGUUACGAGGAAGAUGAACACAUCCUGGGUGUGGUUGGAGGAACCCUCAAAGAUUUUUUAAAUAGCUUCAGCACCCUUCUGAAACAGAGCGGCCACUACCAAGGAGCAGAAAAGAGAGGCGGGUUUGAGGACGCUUCCAUUCUGUGCCUGGAUAAAGAUCAGGAUUUCUUAAAUGUAUACUAUUUUUUCCCUAAGAAAAUCACGUCCCUGAUUCUUCCUGGCAUCAUUAAGGCUGCUGCGCGCGUGUUGUACGAAACCGAAGUUGAAGUGUCUCUCCUGCCUCCCUGCUUCCGAAAUGAUUGCAGCGAGUUCGUCAAUCAGCCCUAUCUGUUGUAUUCCCUUCAUGUCAAAAGCACCAAACCAUCCCUGUCCCCGGGCAAACCCCAGUCCUCGCUGGUGAUCCCCGCUUCCCUCUUCUGUAAGACCUUUCCUUUCCAUUUCAUGUUUGACAAGGACUUGACGAUUCUGCAGUUUGGCCAUGGCAUUCGAAGGCUGAUGAACAGGAGAGACUUUCAAGGAAAGCCGAAUUUUGAAGAGUACUUUGAGAUUCUGACUCCCAGAAUCAACCAAACGUUUAGUGGAAUCAUGGCUAUGUUGAACAUGCAGUUUGUCAUCCGAGUGAGGAGGUGGGACAACUCUGUGAAGAAAUCUUCAAGGGUUAUGGACCUCAAAGGCCAAAUGAUCUACAUUGUUGAAUCCAGUGCCAUCUUGUUCUUGGGGUCACCCUGUGUGGACAGAUUAGAAGAUUUUACGGGACGAGGGCUCUACCUCUCAGACAUCCCAAUUCACAAUGCGCUGAGGGAUGUAGUCUUGAUAGGAGAGCAAGCCAGAGCGCAAGAUGGCCUGAAGAAGAGGUUGGGCAAGUUGAAGGCCACCCUUGAGCAAGCCCACCAAGCCCUGGAGGAGGAGAAGAAGAAGACGGUGGAUCUCCUGUGCUCCAUAUUUCCCUGCGAGGUUGCUCAGCAGCUGUGGCAAGGGCAAGUUGUGCAAGCCAAGAGGUUCAGUGACGUCACCAUGCUUUUCUCAGACAUCGUGGGGUUCACGGCCAUCUGCUCCCAGUGCUCCCCGCUGCAGGUCAUCACCAUGCUCAAUGCACUCUACACUCGCUUUGACCAGCAGUGCGGCGAGCUGGAUGUCUACAAGGUGGAGACCAUUGGCGACGCGUACUGUGUGGCUGGGGGAUUACACAAAGAAAGUGACACCCAUGCUGUUCAAAUAGCACUGAUGGCCCUGAAGAUGAUGGAGCUCUCUGAUGAAGUUAUGUCUCCCCACGGAGAACCUAUCAAGAUGCGAAUUGGACUGCACUCUGGGUCAGUUUUUGCUGGAGUCGUUGGCGUUAAAAUGCCUCGCUACUGUCUUUUUGGAAACAAUGUCACCUUGGCGAACAAAUUUGAGUCCUGCAGUGUACCACGGAAAAUCAACGUCAGCCCAACAACGUACAGAUUACUCAAAGACUGCCCUGGUUUUGUGUUUACCCCUCGAUCAAGGGAAGAACUUCCACCAAACUUCCCCAGUGAAAUUCCUGGAAUCUGUCAUUUCCUGGAAGCUUAUCAACCAGUAACAAAUUCAAAACCAUGGUUCCAGAAGAAAGAUGUUGAAGAUGGCAAUGCCAAUUUCUUAGGCAAAGCCUCAGGAAUAGAUUAGCAAAAUAUAUAUCUGAUUAUUAGUCCUUGGGUUUUGACUCCUGUGAGCAUGGGUGGAAUCUCUAAAAGCACUUUACGAUUGCAGAUGACUAAGAACAGUAUUAAAAUUUCAGGAGCUAAGUCACGAUCUACUUUUUCUUCCACUUAACAUGACAAAAAUGUAUUUACUUCGAUACUCAAGUCUUUAGAGGGAAAAAAAAAAGGAAAGAAACCUCAAAAAUGGCAUUUGGGGUUUAUUUCUGUUACUAUACCCACUACACUUAUUAUCUGUACUCACAAUUCAGCACAUGUAAAUCUAUCAGGUAAUUGCAGUGUCCUGACCUGCACAGCCUGAUGGAAUGACCCACAGUCUUGUGUCAUGGUGGAAUGCCAUGGUUGUAAAAGUGCAUUUGUGAUAGUGUGACCUCCAAAAAGCUUUCCAGAUAGAAAUUAGAGUCUUUGAUACCAUAAGCUCUUUGAACCUUUCAGCUCUGCAUUUUAUUACAUUUCUUCAUUUCACUGUUGGUGUAUAUAACAAAAUAGGUUGAAUAUUUUUUCUGUUGCACAUUUUCUUCUUUUUUAAGAAAAUAAGCAAUUAUGGGUUAGAUGCAAUAUGAAUAUAAAGUAGUUCUUCUAUAAAUAUCAAAGAUUGUUUUAUAAAAAUAUCUGCCAUAACGUAAUGUGUCAUAUCAAUAAAUACUGCCUUUUGUUUGACAUUUUUCUAUUCUGCACUUUGGUAAAAGCUAUUUUAAUUCAUAUUAACAAUUUAAUUCCUAUUAAUUCAUUUUUGUAUCAUAACAUUCAGCAUAAAAGAGGGUUACAGUCUAUAUUAAAAUGCAAUAAUAUCAUUCUAAUUUAAUUUAGAGAAGCAACAUGAGAGUAAAGUAAGAAUCCAGGGGAUAUACCAUAAUGUCCAGAAGUAAAACAUUUAAACACACACACACAAUUUAGAUCUAUUUCAGCAGACAUCCUGCAUUGCCAUGCUGAGCCAUAUAAAGUUCCAAUAAGAAAAUCUAAGUUCAGAAGUGGGAAUUGAGACUUGUUCUUCUUGCUAAUAGCUUAUUUUUAAAUAUUUGUGUUGGACACUUUGGUGUGUAUAUAUGUCUUAAGAAUCAUCAAGUUUUUUUCUCUAAGUACACAUUUGUGAAUGUUUUUAUUCUAGUUGAAUGAUCUCAAUGAUAUUUUUUAAAGAGAAUGUUAGUAUUGAUGAAGAAAAUGAUGCUAUGAUUUCAUUAAGAAAAUUCUCAAACAUUUUUCUGGAGCUGGAACUUCUAUUUUUAAUGAUAUUAGUGUAAGCUCUCUGAAGAACUAAAUAACCUACAGAGUUUGGUUUGGGAUAAGGAUCUGAUUUUAGGGGCGCCUGGGUGGCUCAGUUGUUAAGCGUCUGCCUUCGGCUCAGGUCAUGAUCCCAGGGUCCUGGGAUCGAGCCCCGCAUCAGGCUCCCUGCUCGGCGGGAAGCCUGCUUCUCCCUCUCCCACUCCCCCUGCUUGUGUUCCCUCUCUCACUGUGUCUCUCUCUGUUAAAUAAAUAAAAUCUUUAAAAAAAAAAAGGAUCUGAUUUUAAAAAGAGCUCCAUUUCAAAAGAGGAGAAAGAUGAACAUUAUAAUUUUUAAAUCCGUAUUAGCAGAGUCAUAGAUACACUAGCCUGGUGACCUCAGGAAUAAAAAGUGAUUCCUGAUUGUCCUCUAGUAUCCCAAGUUUACUACGACAGAUACAACAAUUUAGUGAAUGAUAUCCCAACCUCUUGAAGCACUGAUUGUAUCUUAUUAAAUACCAAUCCUCUCAUUGGAAAGUACCAUAGGCCUUGGGAAAAUAGAGUUAUAGUCUCACAAUUAUAUGAAGUUAAUAAAAACAUUUUAAAGAAAAAUAAAGACUUAAAUACAUUUUUCUUUCUGGAACUGAACCCUUAUUACAGCAAAAAUGAUAUGAAUUAAAGGAAAUUAAAAAGCAUAAAACAGGGCACCUGGGUGGCUCAGUUGGUUAAGCCACUGCCUUCGGCUCAGGUCAUGAUCCUGGAGUCCUGGGAUCGCCCGCAUCGGGCUCCCUGCUCGGCGGGGAGCCUGCUUCUCCCUCUGACCGCCCCCCUUCUCAUGCUCUCUCUAUCUCAUUCUCUCUCUCAAAUAAAUAAAAUCUUUAAAAAAUAAAAAAAGCAUAAAACACAAUGUCUCUUUAUCAAAUUUUUAAACAGACCCUGUUUGAUGAUAAUUUGUCUUCUAAGUUUGUAAGUUAAUUAAGAUUCAAAAAAUAUUUUCUCUGUAUACACACCUACAGAACCAAUGGAAGAAAAUGUAAACGUGACUAAAAGGUAUAUAGGAACUCCUUGUAUUAUUACUGUAACUAUUCCAUAAGUUUGAAAUCUUACCUAAAUAAAAGUUACCAAAAAUGUAAUUUCACAGAGAAAUUAAAUCUUCUGUGAUAGAUACUCUAGGCCAGCCUACAAAGGCUCAUUAAUUAUGGAAUACUUUAGGGAUCUUACAAUGAACAUACAUUUCCAUGAUAGAAUGUAUUCAAAAUUGACAGUGUGGAUGCUAAAAAAAUUAAGGAAACCCUUUUUUCUCUCUAGCUUAUCCACUUUGGAGGGUAGCAAUUAUGGAGACAUUUUCAGAUCCAGACCACUGAUGGUAGCCAGGGACAGAGAGCCUAGAGGGUAAGUUUUCAAGGAAAGUAAGCAAACCAGUAGCUCUGAAGUUAGGAGUGAAAUUGAGGAUGGAGGAAAGAAUGGACAGAGAGGGUGUAUGACAGGGUUGGGGGCUGAGGGUUCUGAAUAUUGUUGCCAGGUUAACUUUUUGAAAAAGUAAUGUGGGUCCCAAGAGUGCUUCCCAAUCAGCCUGUUUUUCCUAAUUCCCCGGAAUUCCAGGAACUGUUCCUUCUGUUCUGGUCUUAUUGUUUCCAUCCAUGGCUUCUUGUUCCUUCUAUAUCUCAAAAGAAAAUGAUUUGUGCUAUUUCCUGAGUUUGAACACACAGAUAUGAACAUAAAGGUGGCGUGUCUGGUAUUGGAAUUUCAUAUUAUCUAAAGGCCAUUAGUCCUUCAGAUCCUUUGGUGGGAAGGAAGGAAAAGUUGCUUUAACAUUUUACUAACCUUUCCUCCAAAUACUUCAUAUUGCCAGUCAUGCCCAGGCAGACCCUUCGAAGCAUGUCCUAUGGUUAAGUCAGAAGCAGUCAUAGAAUGGGGAAGGGUGUUCUAUGGCAGGUCUAGCAAGUGAAUGAGGUGAACAAAGGGGACUGUUUACUCCACAUAGUGGGUCUGGGGGUUAGACAUGACUCCCUGAGACUCCCCAAAUGGGAAAGUGCCCAACUGGAGCUUUACAUGCAGAGCCCCAGUGAAGUCUGGGGCUAUAUAAUGCUUUAAAGUAACUUUCAAAUUGCUGUUAAAGCAACAGUUGAUAGUCCCAAAAAGAAUGGGUUAAUGAAUUAUUGUAGUAGUUUUAAGUGCAGGGAUUUUACCUGGAUAAAUCAUUAUUAAAAAGUGAAAAGGAAUCUCUCACACAUCCUCACUGGGGUGCCUUGAUGGAUCAUGAACCUUUACUGAAUAAUAAAGCAUAAAGUGUGUUUUGCCUGACUGCGCAAUUUGGUGCUACUUCACUCUUUAGAUGCUGGACCUGGAAAGUUAAAUAAAGGCAGAUUUGAAAGGUAGAAGGAUUGGGGGAUAUGAUGGGUGUAUGAGAUGGGAGGGCAGUCACUGGAAGGAGCUAGGCCAGAGGUGUUACAAUUCCUAUGUUGACGGACUUACCAUCCUCUGCAAAGCAAGAACACAAUGCUGCAGAGACCAUAGAGAAGUGCAAUCCCCUUGUCUAAAUACAAGCUAAAAGCAGGGCCAGCUCGCUUUAUUAAGCUGAGAACACCAAAAUGUACUUUAAUCAAAGUUUACAGUGUUAAAAUGUACAUUUGUGGUUAGGAUUCUUCAUAAAGCUUGGGAAAUCUUCGCAUUCUCUAGUGAGACAGAGAAGAAUCACUCCUGUCCUGAAGAGCAUAAGCUUAUGGAAGUAAUUAGUCCUUCAUCGUCUUUGUUGCACUCAGAUUCCUUUUGCUCUUAGUAUGUUUGCUUCCAGAUUUUAGACAAAGUGCAGCUUCCUUUUAAGUGCUCCUUUUAUUAUGUUGAUGAUAUGCACUCAUUUGGUAUUCUUACUUUCAUCCACUUCAAACAUUUUACAUUGUGGUGCCAGCUAUAGAUUUCCUGUGAAGCAGCUUUGCUCUUAACCUGUCACACCUGCAUCUGUUGUGACUAUAUCUCACACAAUCUAUACUCUUUUUCAUCCAAAGCUAUUCUCUUACCUAUGCCCAAUUCUAUU